Molecule: messenger RNA, 2967 nt
Organism: Cucurbita pepo subsp. pepo (vegetable marrow)
Lineage: Eukaryota; Viridiplantae; Streptophyta; Magnoliopsida; Cucurbitales; Cucurbitaceae
Source: RefSeq, a predicted model, not a curated record
AUGGCUAAGUGUCAAAGAAACGACGUUGGAUCUGUAGUUUUUGACCGAGUCUCCACUUCCACUGCCGCCGCCGGCCAUUUCCGUCUCUGUACUUCCUUCUCCACUGCUUCAUUCCGUAGGAAAUUUUUUGAUGCUGUAAGUUGUGGUGGAAGUUCACGCUAUCGCUAUCACCACGACGGCGAUGGUACUGUUUCCUCGGCGAUUAGGUCGAUGUCCGAGAUUGUGAAGGAACAGGAGGAAGUGAGACCGAAACGGUCCAAUGCCAAGUCGGAGAAGCUAUUCGAUCUUCUUAGACUGGAGUCGUCGCCGGAAGCGGAGCCGGAGUCAAAGAAGAAGGAGGAGGUGCUGGAAGAGUUCAAAUGCGUAGUGAAAAAAUUGCAGGAUGAAAAUUUGGCGGAGAGGAGAACGGCUGCGAGUCGAGUAAGGUUGCUUGCAAAAGAGGAUGCAGAAGCGAGAGGAAUGCUCGCAAUGCUGGGAGCCAUUCCGCCGCUAGUUGAAAUGCUUGAUUUGGAAGACGAUGAAUCUAAGAUCGCCUCGCUCUAUGCAUUGCUCAAUCUUGGAAUUGGAAACGAUUUGAACAAGGCGGCCAUUGUUAAAGCGGGUACUGUACACAAAAUGCUUAAGUUGAUCGAAUCUGAUAAUUCCCCAAAUCCAUCUGUUUCAGAAGCCAUCGUUGCGAAUUUCCUCGGCUUGAGUGCAUUAGAUACCAACAAACUGGUAAUUGGGUCAUCGGGUGCAAUUCCAUUCUUGGUAAAGAACUUACACGACCCAGAUCAUAAAAGUAGUUCACAAGUCAAGCAAGACGCUCUACGUGCGCUUUAUAACCUCUCUAUUUUCCCCUCAAAUGUUCCAUUUAUCUUAGAAACUAAGUUGAUCCCAUUUCUUCUAAACGCGUUGGGAGACAUGGAAGUAAGUGAAAGAGCCCUCUCAAUUCUAAGCAAUGUGGUAUCAACCCCAGAAGGUCGAAAGGCCAUAAGCACUUUCCCUAAUUCAUUUCCAAUACUGAUUGAUGUCUUGAAUUGGGCUGAUUCUCCUGGCAGUCAAGAGAAAGCAUCCUACAUUUUGAUGGUUAUGGCGCACAAAUCUUACCGUGAUAAACAGGCAAUGAUUGAAGCUGGGAUUUCAUCAGCUUUGUUGGAACUAACUCUUUUGGGCAGUACAUUGGCUCAGAAGAGGGCCUCUAGGAUUUUGGAGUGUUUGAGGGUUGAUAAAGGAAAACAAAUCCCUGAUCAUUUUGGGGGAAAUUCUUCUGCUCCAAUUUGUGGUUCCUCUUCAUCUUCUUUUACUAAUCCAAUUCUAGGUUCUGCUGAAGGUUUGGAAGGAUUGGAUGAUUUGGUGAGUGAAGAGAAGAAGGCUGUGAAGCAAUUGGUGCGGCAGAGUUUGCAAAACAACAUGAGGAGAAUUGUGAAGAGAGCCAAUUUGCCUCAGGAUUUUGUGCCUUCUGAUCAUUUCAAGUCGCUCACGUCAAGCUCCACUUCAAAGAGCUUGCCAUUUUGAAUGCUCAACUACAGGGAGUCGUGGUGUUAUUGAAGAUUCUCAAUUCUUUGGAUCUCUAAAACUGCAAUGGAUAGACUUUACUUCUUGCAAUUAACCGCAUCAACGUGGGUUUGUCUUCUUCUGCUCUGUUUAUAUUUGAAUAUAUGGUUAAAUUAUAACUUUUAAGUAUGUAAAGUUUAGGGUUGUAUUGAUUUAGCUUCUAAUUUUGAAGUGUUUGAAUAGGUAUCUGAGCUAAACCCUCGAUUUUAUUUCUGAUUGACUAGAGAGUGAACAUGAUGUUGACUUUAAAGAUUAGGGUUGGUGAAAUCUAUAGUAUAUUAUUGACUCACUUUGUUCUAUUCAACACUGAAUACAAAAAUACAAAAGUUUUCGUCCAAUUUUAAAAGUUUAGGGACUAAACUUUAACGGCUUAAAUCUACCGUUAACAGAUAUUAUCCUUUUUAGAUUUUUCCUUCGGGUUUCUCUUCAUGGAAAACGUGUGCUAGAAAGUGGUUUCCACAACACUAUAAAGAACACUAUAAAGAAAGAACUGAGCUCACUCCACGAGGUAGAUGAAGGCAUUUAUGGCUUUAAAUUUACUUCACCUGCGGACUGCCAUGUAUUUUGUAAUUCAAUGCUCUUCCAUUUCCUACUCUCUACUGCUUUUAAGGCUUCUGUUGACUGAUCUUUCUUUUGUUGCUUUUUUUAUGGCAUUAAGUAUCUAUAAGUAGAGCCCAUAUCCAUCUCUACAAAGCAUGUCUAUCAAUCAAAACUUCAAAAUCAUUAGGAACAGAUUGAAAUUGUCCCAAAAUCAUUUUCGUUCACUAUUAGCCUCCCAAAGCAUGAUGAUAGUUCAAUUUUCAGUCUCUACAAUCCAAAAAUGAAAUAAAAUAAGAUGCAGUUUGGUUUGUAAAUUAUUGUGCGGGCUGAGGAGAGAACAUGGAUACUGCAAAUGUAGUAUUAUUAAAACAGUGCUUCUUUUAAUGCAAUGAGGGGCUGUUUUUAUUGAAUUUGAAGCCUACAACUGCCAACAUAUUUAAAGUUGGUCUGCGAAAAAGCUUCAUUCUUUCUUUUCCUUAUAACUUUAGCUAUUACAGGUCUUCAGCACAUAAUGAAGUGCAGGCUUUUCCCAAAGGCUUGAGUAUAUAUUUUACUCGCACACUGGAAUUUCUUGGUGUUGAAGUCAAAAGUAGAUGGGAUUUGCAAUAAUAUGAGAAGUUGGGGUAUAUCUCUAAAGUUAAAGUAGUUUUGAUGAAAAAUGGUUGACUAUACCUUCAUUGUAAGACCAUGUAUAUUUUCUCACACCACCACCACGCUCAUAUUUUGCUUCGCUUUAGGAUUUUAUUUUUCUUUUCUUCUUUGACGUUUUAUUCUCUGCUCCCGAAAGAGUCUAGAUUGCUCAGCAAUGGUCGUGCAUUAUUGUAGCUAACGCUUUAAGUGUCCUAUUUGGAGAGUACAUUUGCAAGAAUAAAACUCAAAAGAAUUGGUGAA